Molecule: messenger RNA, 1662 nt
Organism: Coniophora puteana RWD-64-598 SS2
Lineage: Eukaryota; Fungi; Basidiomycota; Agaricomycetes; Boletales; Coniophoraceae
Product: zinc iron permease
Exons: 8
Coding region: 1-1662 (553 amino acids)
Biological process (GO): zinc ion transmembrane transport
Cellular component (GO): plasma membrane
Molecular function (GO): zinc ion transmembrane transporter activity
Source: RefSeq, a predicted model, not a curated record
AUGGCACCGAAUUCGCUCCGUGAUCCGGCUCUCUCUUUCUCCCUUUCGUCCGUCUUCGCCUUCAUGCAAGACCCACAAGACGUGGAUGCCUCUGGUAUAUUCGACGACGAUGGUGGAAAGGACCCAGGCAAGGCUCUCAGAAUGCGAAUCGUCGCCAUGGCCAUCAUCUUCGUCGUCUCCCUCUUUGCGUCCUCGUUUCCUGCACUGUCUAAGCGCAUAAGAGCAGUGCGGAUACCGCGAAUAGUGUUCUUCAUCGGAAAGCAUUUUGGUACAGGCGUCAUAUUGUCGACGGCGUUUGUGCACCUGCUUCAAGACGCUUUUGAGUCACUCACAGAUCCAGAGGUGAAGGCGAAGUGGAAGAUAGGCGAGUAUGGAGGGUUGAUCGUCCUAUGCUCCCUUCUGGCCAUAUUCUUGGUCGAGUACAUCUCCACGUCCUUCGUGGACCAGCUCCAAGCAGCCAGCACACCCUCCUCCACGCCCAAUGACACCAGCCCCGAACGCACGCCCAACGGCACCGACCACACCACCCGCUGCCCCUCGCCAAAACCACUUGACUCCCACCCACCAGACUCCGAGCACACCCCCCUCAUCUCCAACGGCUCCUCGAACCCAGCCCAGCGCUCGCAGACCUUCCACUACGGCACCGCCCACCACCACCACGCCCACGCCCGCCUUCACGCCCACGGGCACGCGAGGGAGAGUUCGCCGUCGCAGGAUAUAUUCGAGGGGCAUCAUCGGCACGAGAGGCGGAGCGCGCACGAGUCGCACCAUGAUCGCGGGCCGCGGUUGCCGUCGAUGUAUGGGCCUGAAGAGUUUGGGCAGGGGCAGGUCGCGGGCGUGGGGCAUGUGCAAGAGCAUAGCGGGCAUGCGGGACAUGGGCAUGAUGGUGAUGAGGAGCUGGGAGGGGCUGGGGCUGGGGAGAAUGAAUGCGAUCGUGGUCACGAACACGACGACGAGCACGGGCGCGCGCAUGAUGGUGGUGGAUACCAUCGUCAUCAUCAUCAUUACCAUGGGCAUCAUGGACACCACCACGGGCAUGCUCACGGACAUGAGCACGGGAAUGUCAAGGUCGGGGAGAAGAGGCAGAUCGUCGGGAUUCUCGUCUUGCAACUCGGCAUCAUGCUGCACUCCAUCGUCGUCGGCCUCACCCUCGCCAUCACUACCGGCCCCGAGUUCGCAUCCCUCCUCAUCGCUCUCAUAUUCCACCAACUCUUCGAAGGGCUCUCACUCGGCAUCCGCAUCGCCUCGCUCCCCUCAUCGCGCUCCAGCAUCUCGGCCGCGCCGGAAAGCGGCAUUAAUAGCAAUAGCAUUAACGACAACAGCAACAGCAGCUUCGGCGCGCGCCACCUCUCCGCGCUCAAGCCCGUGCUCGCGGGCUUGUUCGCAGUAACGACGCCGCUGGGCAUCGUCGUCGGCAUCCUCGUGUUCUCCGGCGGGUCGAGUACAGGCGGCAGUGUCGAGGACGAGCUGCACAUGCGCCUCACGCAGGGCGUCAUGUCCGCGAUAUCGGCGGGGAUGCUCAUCUACGCCGCGUGCGUCGAGAUGCUCGCGGGCGACUUUGUGAUGGACCCGAUUCUGUGGCGCAGCGGUGUCGGGCGGCAGGCGCUCGCGCUGCUCAGUCUCGCGGCGGGGGUGGUGUGUAUGGCGCUCGUCGGGGCGUAG